Molecule: messenger RNA, 2343 nt
Organism: Trypanosoma cruzi
Lineage: Eukaryota; Euglenozoa; Kinetoplastea; Trypanosomatida; Trypanosomatidae
Exons: 1
Coding region: 1-2343 (780 amino acids)
Source: RefSeq, a predicted model, not a curated record
AUGAGCACAAUUUCGGUGGCAUCUGAAGAGUCUCUAAAUGAUGCGCCUGUUUCUAUUGCCUCCACUACGGGCGCUGAGGGAGUCACGUUUGAUUCUAACGAGCAAACGAAUCUGGACGACAUGAUUGGCGUGGCGGAGCCGUUGAAGCAUACGUCGACACUCACGUCAAUCGUUGACCAAAAAGUCGCAUUGAUUCAAAAAGGCGGUGCCCCCUCUGUGCACUCUUUCCUUUACACCGUGCCUCACCUUUUCACCCUAACCGAGGAACAAAUUACUGGCCUAAACGUGAUGCUGCGCGAGUACAGUGAAAUGGAUAUUAUUGUCGAUGAAGGAACUCUACUAACGCAUGUCUUUGUGCUGGCUUCAGGCACCGUUGAGGUUAUCAACACAAAAGUUGGUCGUGCAUCCAUCGUUGGCCAUCGCCGGGUCGGGAGUAUUACUGCACCAAACAUUUUUGGUAUCGAUAGUGUAAUCUUGGAAAAACCAACGGAGUUCUCAUACCACGCAAGUUCUUUAACAACGCUACUUCUUAUACCAAAGCGACAAUUCUGUGAGCUUUUUACUCGUUCCCCAAUGUUUUCCAGUAGUGUUUCUGUUCAGAUUGUACAAACUCUUUCUGCAUUCGCCGUAUUUGAGGAUUUUUGUCGUGCUCUUUUUGGGUUAUCGUCAUCAUCCGUGUGUGGAAGACGCAGUUUUGGUGAAGGCGGGUAUAAGUUAUCUAUACCCACAGCCGUGAGUAUUUAUGAGUCCAGUGGCACGGUCGUCCACAAAUUAAUGCAUUCUACUGCAAUUGAUACCGAUGCGUUGCAUUACUGCGUCAAAAGACUUCCGGAGAACAUCACGGAAACAUUUCUUAUUACUUUGUCGCGCAGCAUACCUAACUACCUCUCCGAUGGAGUCGCCUUUUCAACAACAAUAUCUCUUGAGUCAGCACGACGGCGGAGGGGCGCGUGGAAAAUUGCCGAAAAAGGACAAAUUAUUGUCAUGGCGCGGGAUGGAUUUACAGACAUUAUUGAUUUUGUUACCAACUUGUGCAUGUUGAUUGUAGAAACGAAAAAAAUAAGGUUGCGUUUGCAGCGACUUGCUUCACCACUGGCCAUUGAUUUUCUUCGCAAUUUACUUUCCAUGGAUGAAGCGGUAUCGAAAACUGCAGUCAGGGCGGUUCUUGCCCAGUUACCGUUUUCAGAGACGGAAAUUGAUGGCCUAAUGCAAGUUUGGGAAGGAUCCGCAAUUAUCAAUGUGCUGUACAACAUUUUAUUACACCGUGAGGAGUUUGUUGUGCACGUUGACGUAAACUUGUCGAAGAAGUUCUCUCAAGAUCCUUAUCAAAAGUGGGGUCUUUGCAUCAAUCGGCACAUCAGGGCGGAGCUUGGUAUUGGUGGCGAAGAAGCACUCCCAUCGGAUUUGACGAUUGAUAUCAUUUUUUCAUCUAACAUUACUAUUAAGAGUCUUUUGUGUUCUGCUCCUGAGGAGUUCAGGUUGUUGCUGGAGAAAUAUAUUGAGUCCCAGGCAUCGACCACCACGUUGAAGAACCCGGAUGAUUAUUAUCUCUAUGUAUUAGCACAGGUUUUGGAGGAGGAGGACUCCAUGAGGGAGGCGUAUCGUCAGCACCUAGAGGAAGCAGGCUUUAUCAUGAUGGAGGAUUCAUUUAUGUCGGGACUUGUCGUCGAUCUUAUUAACAUUGGUAAAUUGCCUAUUUCAGGUAUAAAUGCCUCAUUGCGUUAUGCAGCGAAAAAUAGGCAACGCAUGCAGGGAAAUAGCUUUAUUAUCAACGUUGAUAGGACGUUUGGUGCACAGGUUGAGACCAUUUUACGAACUCUUGUUCUUAUUUUUGGCGAUUAUAUUCGCAGUGUUAAUCUCACUGGUGGUGUGGCCGGCGUUGUCGGGAGUCGUGGCGAUGUUGUUCUGCCCACUCGACUGCUUUUCUCAAAACAAUCUUUUGGAGAGGACUCUACCGAUGAAACACGCGUGUGCAACACAGACGGUAUACAUGAAAAGGAUGUAAUUCCCUUUUUGGGAGAAGGCAACGUGGCUCUUCACAGGGGUGUGUGCGUCACGAUUCCUGGCGUUUUUCUGUAUAGUGACUCCGUAUUGCGGUUAUAUAAGGUGGUUCAUGGAUGCACUUGUGUGGAUAUGAGGAGCAGUUACGUGGCGCGGCAAGUUGAGGAGAGCCACCGCGCAGGGGUACUAAAAAGGGGAGUAAAGAGAAGAUUUCUGUUUUAUGUGGACACGGUGCCCCUUAACAACGAUGGGGACUCCGAGUCUUACACGCAGAAGGGCGACGUACUGUUUUCUAUUUACGCAACCGCCCGUUCUCUAUUGAAUUUGAUUCUUUUUUCCUGA